Penicillium manginii is the source of this 1260-nucleotide messenger RNA. RefSeq lists its product as uncharacterized. The coding region runs from base 1 to 1260 and encodes 419 amino acids. Gene Ontology annotation, cellular component: cytoplasm. The transcript is spliced from 5 exons. NCBI's taxonomy places the organism in Eukaryota, Fungi, Ascomycota, Eurotiomycetes, Eurotiales, Aspergillaceae. Gene Ontology annotation, biological process: transsulfuration. The record is from RefSeq and is a predicted model, not a curated record. Gene Ontology annotation, molecular function: pyridoxal phosphate binding; carbon-sulfur lyase activity.
AUGUCCAUCAUCAUCACCAUCAUACCCUCAAUCACACCACUACAUUACAUUACAUUUAUAUCAAUGGUUUCCCCCUUUGGGCUUCCCCGCACCACCAUAACAAUGGCGCAUCCCGGCACUUCCACGCGUUCUCUACACGCUGACGACGUACUAAAUAUCGUCUCCGACGUCGCUCCCCCACUCCAUGUGGCCACAACAUUCCGCUACCCCUCCGAUCCAAACCUCCUAGUCCCCGCAGCCGACGCCGACGCCGACGCCGACGCCGCUGCCACAACUUCCCCUACAUCCCACAUCUACUCCCGAAUGUCCGCCCCAACCCCAACCCGCUACGAAACAAUCCUCUCCUCCCUCCUCCACGGCCACGCCCUAUCCUACAGCUCCGGCCUCUCCGCCCUACACGCCCUCCUAACCCUCCUAAACCCGCGCUCCAUCUCCAUAGGCGAAGGCUACCACGGCUGCCACGGCAGCUGUGCGCCCGAAGACCUCGGGCCCGGAGACGUCAUUCUUCUCGAAACGCCUGUUAAUCCGAAAGGAACGGCGUUUGAUAUUGAGUACUUUGCGGGGAAGGCGCAUGCGCGUGGGGCGGUGUUGGUUGUUGAUGGGACGUUUGCGCCGCCCGGGUUACAGGAGCCGUUUGCGUUUGGGGCGGAUGUUGUGCUUCAUUUGGGGACUAAGUAUUUCGGUGGUCAUAGUGAUUUGUUGAGUGGGGUUCUUGUUUGUCGGGAUGAUGAUGUGGGCCGGGGGUGGUAUAGGCAGCUUUUUGAAGAUCGGGUGUUUUUGGGCUCGGUUAUGGGGAAUAUGGAGGCUUGGCUUGGGGUGCGGAGUUUACGGACGUUGGAGGUUAGGGUUCAGAGGCAGUCCGGGAAUGCGGCGAGGUUGGUGGAGUGGUUGGAUAGUGCGUUGCGGGCUGAGGGGCCUGUGGCUGGGUCUGUUGAGGCGAACGUGCAGGCUGUGCUGGAGGAGUAUUCAGCCGGAUGGGGGGAGUGGUUGCGGAGGCAGAUGCCUAAUGGGUUUGGGCCUGUUUUUGCAAUUACGAUGAGGACGGAGAGGUUGGCGAGGUUUUUGCCGGGGAAGUUGCAUUUCUUUCAGCAUGCUACUUCUCUGGGUGGAGUUGAGUCGUUGAUUGAGUGGAGGACGUUGAGUGAUCGGAUGGUUGAUCGGAGGUUGUUGAGGAUUAGUGUUGGUUUGGAGAAUUGGGAGGAUUUGAGGGCGGAUUUGGAGGGGGCUUUUGCUGAGUUGGCGGUGAUGCCAGAGGAGUGA